UUAAAGUAAGGCAUAUGACAAUAUGCUUAUUCCUCGAAGCCUCCCUCCUUCUCUCGGCGCUUCUCCUUGUUUUCAGACUUCUCCAGUCUUGACCCAUCUUAGAAAUCGGUCAAUAACCAAACCCUAGAAGUUAAAUCCCCCAAAACCCAUCUUCCUCUCCCAAAAAAUCAUACCUUUCGACCCUGCCAAUCUUGCUUUAUUAGAAAGCUUUCAAUUUUCUCUUCUCUGAACGAAAAAGGUUUAGUAAUGGAUGAUUCAAACGAUCACAAUCAGAAAUACUACAAUUACCACCCAUAUCAGGAUCUCUACAACGUUCCUGCUCAAAGCUUAUACAAAUUACCCACUUCUCCUGAGUUCCUUUUUCAUGAAGAAGCUGCCCAUCAGCGCCGCAGCUGGAGUGAAAACCUUCAAUACUAUACCGGAACCGGCUACUUAUCUGGAGCGAUCAUUGGGGGGGCUAAGGGUUCUUUGGAUGGUAUACGCUCUGCUGAGCCUGGUGACACCUUGAAAUUGCGGAUCAAUAGGAUUCUCAACUCCGGUGGACAUAUGGGUCGGAAGUUUGGGAACAAUUUGGGUGUGUUGGGCCUGAUGUUUGCGGGCCUUGAGAGCGCUUUGAUUCAAUAUAGAGAUACUGACGAUUUGGUCAAUACGGCUCUUGCGGGGCUCGGGACUGGGGCGAUUUAUCGUGCGGCAAGGGGGCCUAGAUCGGCGGCUAUCGCAGGGGCCAUUGGAGGGAUUGCAGCGGCUGCUGCUGUUGCGGGAAAGCAAGUGAUUAAGAGAUACGUGCCCAUAUAGAAAUUUGAAAACUUUUUCUUUUGGUGGCUUUAUUAGAGGGGAUGGGACUUGUAGGUUUUCUUGGGUCGAAAAGUUAGAUUAUAAAUGAUUUUGGUAUAAAGUGGAUCGUUACGUGUAACGAUUAUGAUUGUUUCACAAUCGAAUUUGCUGACUUGACAUUUCUUGAUGCCCUCUUUGAUAAUUGUCAGGAACAUUGGGGUUUUCACUUCCAUUUAUUAAAUUGGUGAUUCAUGAAAAGACAUGAAAAAGUUGCUUAGCAAUUGAAAAUUAUGUGUAUUAUGGUGAUGUUAUAUAUUUGCAUUUAAUUUGGUGUAAAGUGUUGUUUGACGCUUAUUAUUGUGUUGUUGUGUAAGCUCAUGUUCUUUCCAAGCCUACAUUUUCAUGUUGAUGGAAAUUUUGAUUUGUUGGUUGAACUUC
This is a messenger RNA of Manihot esculenta (cassava), 1212 nucleotides long. RefSeq names its product mitochondrial import inner membrane translocase subunit TIM23-2. Lineage: Eukaryota; Viridiplantae; Streptophyta; Magnoliopsida; Malpighiales; Euphorbiaceae. The transcript has a single exon. Gene Ontology annotation, cellular component: TIM23 mitochondrial import inner membrane translocase complex; mitochondrial inner membrane. Bases 247 to 795 code for a protein of 182 amino acids. Gene Ontology annotation, biological process: protein import into mitochondrial matrix. The record is from RefSeq and is a predicted model, not a curated record. Gene Ontology annotation, molecular function: transmembrane protein transporter activity.